UUGUUUUUGGAAGGUGCGAAGAAGCCAGACAACCCAGAGGAAACCCAUGUGGGGAUGAGGAGAACAUGCGGACAAACUCCAAACAGACAGUAAAAUUUGGAUCAAACCAGGAACCCUAGAGCAGUGAGGUGGCAACACUACCUGCUGUGCCAACUUGCCAACUGAGUGUGAUAUAGUUCAGUUUGUAAAAAUAAAAUGGUUCAUGUGAAAUCAGGCUUCAUACUACUCAUACUAAAACUGACUUGUUUAGCUGUGAGAAAUGACGAGCUGAAGAAGUUAACAAAAAUGUCUCUAGAAUAAUACUCUCAUGAUGGCCUGAAGCCUUCAAAAUGCAAAUAAUAAGGCACGAAUAAGAUUAAUAGGCAGUUAGAUAGAGAGUAUUUUAAAAUAUUAGCACCCCACUGUUAUAAAUAAAUAAAUAAAUAAAUAUAAGUACAGUUUGAGAUUAAAGUGUUGGUAUUGGAUUAUCAUGUCAUGUAAAAACAAAAAAACUACAGAAUGGAUAUGAAUCGUAGUGUAUUAUAUUCCAGUGCUGUAAUCAGAAAUAUAGAAAGUGUAAUAACAUGAUUAUAGAGAAAAGGAUUUGGUAGUUUGGAGCUGUGAAGUGUGAACGUGUUUAAACUGCAGUAGGCUGGUCAGUCUGAGGAAAGAGCUUGGAAGAGAGGGUGUUUGCUGCAGGAGAGGUAAGGCCUUAAAAUCCAACCUUGGUUAUUACUUUCACAGUACUGUGUUUCUCCUGCUGUCAGACAGGCUACGCAUUCAUAAUGCGUUAAGAAAUCAAGAAUAACAUAAAAAAAUGGUGUCUUUAUGUAGCUUAGCAGCUGUUUUUAUUGUGAUUAUUGUUAGGCCUACCAGUACUGGCCUGCUAUUUUGUGUAUAAUGGGUGUUUUUAAAGGUGUGCGAGAAUGUAUCUGCAUUGUAGUAUGAUUCGGUGCUUCAGUGUAAACGUUUCCACAAACUUCGAACCUUGCAUUUUUGUCGAAUAAUUUGUAAGGUAACUUUACCAACAAAGAGCUCCAGGCACGCAUGCGUUUCCCUGGGCCGAAAGUGAAGGCGGGACGAUAUGACGUAGAACGUAAGGUUUUCAGGAAGUACUUUCCAAGUCGCGAUGCCAUUGGCUACUCGCUUACUGGGUUCCCCUUCAAACGCGCACGCCUGUGGCAUUCGAAACGUUUGGUUGGCUGUAGGACCUGUCGGUCAUCCGGUGAAAACAGGCGGGUCUUGGUUGAGUCUCGAUGUCCACUGCGGUGUCCAAAGGGAAAACCACAACUUUGAUUGAAACGGUUGCUGCACCCGCGUUAUUACUUCGCUCAAACACGAAAGUGGACUGAUAGAGGAGGAUGGAAAUGAGUUGUUUGUUUGCUCAGUAAUACAUUAUUUGUUGGGUUAGCAUCACAUGCUAGCGCAUCAGCGGCAUCUCACGAGCAGCAUAUCUAGGCAGGCUAGUUAGCCAGGAAGCUAGUUUCCCUUCGCGAUGAUUGCCAACUGAGCGCUAUUGUGUUUUACUAGUAAGCUAAGCGUUUCUGAAUAUACUAGAUCUUGUUGUUUCGGUGUGGCAGCGGUCUGGUCGGGUCUAGUCGGUGUUUCUUCGUUUUCUUCUCUCAUUUUCUAAAAGACUGAGUCUGACGAAGGCUUGCUGGAGUCUGACGAAGGGGCAUCAAGCUAAGCUAACAAGCCAAAAAAUAGCUGUAACCUGUGUGUACCUCGUGUUCAUUCAGGUCAAGGCUAUAAUAAUUUGUAAAAAAAAAAAAAAAAAGUUUAGAUAUGGACACAAGUUUUAGUCUGAGGGCUCGUAAUCUCGUGUUAGUCUGCACAUAGAUGUAGCUAGCAGCUGCUUUCGGUUGUGGACGUCUUUCACCGCGCAGGUAUCGUUAGCCUUCGCUAACAGCCUGAAAACUCCCGAGAUGCGCAAAUAAAAGCGUCGGGUUUCAUACAACUUGCUCUGGCUGCUUUAAGACGUCCAACGAUGUAGUUUUAUAGCAGAGAAACUCUAGGCGGUACUGGACGAACUCGGACAUUAAGUGAGCACCGUGAAGAACCAAGCAAUGAUGGCGCAAGAGAAGAUGGAGCUGGACUUGGACAUGCCGUCGGCUCUGCUUCAGGGAGACGGACACUUGAGGCGAUCCAACAGCGAGCCUAUGAUAAACGGAUUAAGUGACAACUCUCAGGUUUUCCAACGAGAGAUUCUACGCAGCAGACGAAACAGCACAACUCUUGUUAAUCGGCCGAACAUGGUUCCAUCGUCCCCGGUUCGCAUCCCUAGCACCAGGCUUGAAAGAAUCAAACAGGAGGAAGGGGUUGAUGUGAUGAACAGGGAAACAGCUCAUGAACGGGAGGUGCAGGCAGCCAUGCAGAUGAGCCAGUCUUGGGAGGAAAGUCUUAGCCUGAGUGACAACGACUUUGAGAAGUCUACAUCAUCAUCCCCGAAGCGUAUUGAUUUUGUGCCGGUGUCUCCAGCUCCAUCUCCCACUAGAGGAAUUGGGAAGAAGCAGUGCUUCUCUCCGUCUCUGCAAAUCUUGGUGAGCAGUAAUGGUCUAACUCCCAGCCCCAUCCCCAGCCCAACACGUCGUUUCAGGAGGAGUCAGAGCCCCAUUAACUGCAUUAGACCCAGCAUUUUGGGACCUAUCAAACGGAAAGUUUCAGGCGAGAUGGAAGCAGAGAGCCAGCCAAAGAGACUUUUCCAGGGUACCACCACCAUGUUGUCCACAGAGACGGCUCACCUGCCUGAACUCAGCUCAUGUUUAUCCCCUGACCUGCUUGAUGGAAGCCUCAGCAGUGUUGGCUCCUCUUCAGGUUCUCCAGCUAAGAUGGAAGGGGUUUCACCCUCCUCGAGUAACUCUCCCUUCAUCCACCUCCCGGAUCUUUCACCUAAGUGAUCGACAUAUAUAUUACAAGACGGGCCACACGAAUGAGCCUCUAGAGUUUCUUGUGCUUCUGUUCCAUGCCUUCCCAAUCGUGCUUUUGUUCUCAUCUUUGAAGCCAAAGCCCUGCGGGUAUUUUUUCUUGUCUGGACUUUACUAUUGGGGUGUGAAAGACGGUGAAUGCUGUUUGCACCAGCUGCUAUAUAAAGGUGUAAUAUAUGGGGUGAGGCUCCAUAAUGAAAUGAACAGCAUUUUUCGAGCCCUGCAGUUUCUGUAUGAAUUUGUGUUCUUGUAGCUCUCUUAAAUUAGUGGAAUGCUAAUAUAAAUAUAAGGCUCUUGGAGAGCGAAGCGUCCCCUCUUGCAACAAUACUGCUCGAUUGCCUGUGACUGGGCUUAUUACUAUAAGUCUUUGACACAAGCAGAUUGCCAACAGGUGUUGUGUGAAAGAAUUUAACUUAUUUUUUUGGUUCCAGCUUUGUUUCGUUUUCUUUGUAAGUAUGUAUAUACAUUGUGAUGGCUAUUAGCUUGUCGUUUGUAAUCUGUAUAGGGGUGAAUGUGUGCACAGUGCUCGAGCACUUAACUGACAAUUGGGUGUGAUUGCGCUUGCAUACAUUUACAGCAGAGUUUGGUCAAGUGUAUAAGGAUCAGCCUUUCAUUAUUGGUGUAGAUGGAAGGAGGCGGCACCACCAUUGACGAGUGCCUCGUUAUCACUCUUAGUGCUUCAUUAAGUUUUUCUAAUGGAGUUAAUGGUUGUCGUCAGCUAUUUAGGAAACGGAGGAAAUGUUGGUUGAAUGCAAUAUUAAUGGGGAUGUGUACCACUAAAUCCAGGAUUUGAACACUAAAACACAUUCAACAGCCUGAGUUGCAAUUUGUCUUGAGGUCUACCACCCUCGGGCAUGGUCUAGCCUUGUCAGCUUUCGAGAAGUGAUCCGCCUCACUGCAGUGUGUUUUACAGUCCUUUAAACGCCGUGGCUUCACCCUUAUUCAUUUGUCUUUGGAAUAUCACUGUGUGACAGUACAAAGCUUAAACAACAGAGUUUUUGGUGUUUGAAUGCCUCCUUUUUUAUUUUAUUUUAUUUUUUUUUUUGCUGCAUGGGGUGAACUACUGCAAACCACUGUCAAAGGAAUUUUCGAGAUAAAUUCCUGGAGCAGUUUGGAUAAAUAGAAGAAUAGAAACAGCUGCUGAUGGAGACGUUUGAACGUGGAAUAGGAGGAAGGUCAUCUACUGAUUUCAUGAAAGUAGUGUGCCAUUAAAGGUCUGUAAAUAAGAGAGAUGUAAAAUCUUACUUGUGUAAGUUGUUAUUCAUUUGUGUUUUUGUUAUUUUAGUAAAUAUUUUUUUUUUGUAAAUUGUUUUAUGAAUUAGUUUCCUUUAAAAAAAAAAAAGAAAAAAAAAGAAAGAAAAUACUAUUUCCUCAGAGCAUGAUGCAUCAUAAAUGUUUUGUUUUUAUUUGCAAGCAAGAAAAUGAUUGUAAAUUGUUUUUCAUGGAAAUUAAAUUAAGUGUAGUUUAUUGCUCCAUAUUAGAAAUAUGGCUGAGGCAAAACUGCACUGUACAUCCUUUCUCUGAAUGUGUUUUGUUGCAAGGAGAG
Ictalurus furcatus (blue catfish) is the source of this 4449-nucleotide messenger RNA. RefSeq names its product PABIR family member 2 (gene pabir2). Gene Ontology annotation, molecular function: protein serine/threonine phosphatase inhibitor activity. The record is from RefSeq and is a predicted model, not a curated record. The coding region runs from base 2046 to 2876 and encodes 276 amino acids. Lineage: Eukaryota; Metazoa; Chordata; Actinopteri; Siluriformes; Ictaluridae. The transcript is spliced from 10 exons.